AUGCAUGUACCACAAAAAGAAAUCUAGGUUAAGAAUAACGAUUUCAAAGAAUAGUUGAACUAAUUUAGAAAAAUAUUAUUUAUCCUAUUAGAAGAUCCUUCAUCAAGUAGAUUAGCAGGGUUAAUAUAAUUUAUUGUUUGUUUUACUAUAUUGCUAUCUUAAGUUUAAAUACUUUGUGAUUCGCUAUUUGACAAGUAUAUGCAUUAAUCUGAACUAGUAAUUAAACCUAUAAUGAUUUAAGCAAUAAUUGUGAAAUCCUUAUUUUUGUUGUUUUUGCUAUUGAAUAUGUACUUCGAUUGUCAACUUAUACUGUCUAUGGGUAUCCCCUAAAGACAUUUUUAUUUUAGCAUAUGAAUAUUAUAGGUAGAUAAAUAAUUAAUUAUAGACCUGUUAUCAAUAGCUCCGCUUAGUAUAAUUUCAUUGGUGUAUGGUAAAACUGCAUUAAAUGGAUUUAGAAUUUUGAAAUUGUUUAAAGUGAUAAGAAUAUUAAAAAUAAAGAGAUACUUAAAAGGAGUAGAAAUUCUGUAUAAAAGUGUAGCAGAUUGCAUUUCUCAGUUUUACUUCUUAAUCAUAGCCUUCUUAUAAAUAACUCUUGCUUAUGCCAUUGUAUUAUAUUAUUCGGAGCAUACAGAAAAUGAUUUAGAAAUACAAAAUGCAGUUUGGUUAGGGAUUGUCACUAUGACAACUGUUGGAUAUGGAGAUUAUGUUCCAAAAUCUAUUAUUGGUAUAAUAGUAACUUGCAUUAUGGCAUUAAUGGCAAAUACAGUUAUCUUCUCACUGCCUGUGGCUAUUCUCAAUAUAGAAUUUUAAGAACUUUAUGGGAGCAAAAAAGAAGCUGAAUAGAUUAGCUUACUUAAAAAGGGGAUGAGAUCUGGAAGGAGAGACUCAAUAAAAAAUAAAGAAUUCAGUUUCUUUAAUCAAAGAUUACAAAUUAUUGAAUAAAGAAAUAAAGAGAUCUAGGAUUUAUUAAAUAAAAGCAAUAAGAUGGCAAAGGAACUUACACAAGAUUUGAAAAGAUUAUUUCUGUCAGUAAAUGAUGAUGCAGAUUAACUUCUUGAUAAUUUAAAUUCGCCAUUACUAAAUAAAUAGAAUGUUUUAUUAGUUAAGGCUAAUCUCUAUGAUAAAUUGAUGAGAGCCAAAAAGAAGAUUUAAAUAACUAAUAUUUUCAAAAAUCUAAUCCAAGAUUCUGAUUAAGAAAAAAAUGAAAGCCCAUUAAAUUAAACUGUACCUAUUAAAACAAACAAAUAAAAAAGCAUUUUUAGAAUUAUGGCUGAUCGAAAACAAAAUAAAAGAAAAGUUGGUCUAAAAAGCCAUUCUUGUGAAAAUAUUAAUUAAUUAAUAGUUCUCUAAAAUGAAGAGUAUGGGGAACUGCCUUUCGAUUUUUUAAAUGAAGUUAUUUUGUAAAUUCAUGAUGAUAUGUUUUAAGAUAUUGAUGAACAUCCUGUGAGUUAAUAAAAGCAUUCUAUAUUCAUCCCUGAAAAUAGUGAAAUAAUAAAUAGGGAAUCAUCUUUUAGAUUCAAUUCAUUAUAGUAUUAUUAAUAAUUAUAUUUAAGUGGAUUUGACAGUCCUAUGAAUAGGCUUAAUCAAUCAAAUAAUGGAAGUCCAAAGUAAUAUCGAAGAAAAAUAUCUGAUUUCACAAGUUUAGCUGACAAAAAGGCUAUUAUUAAUUUAAAAAGUGCGUAUAUUCCUCCUUUAUUUCUGCAUGAAAGUGGUUUUAAAAGUAUUACAGAAAAAUCUAACAGUAAAUUCAAAAACUCAUACAAAAAAUAGGAAAUUGAUGAAAUGCAUUAGAAAACUAAACCUAGAAUACCGCAUUAAUUUGUUAAUUAUAACAAUAACCUUAAAGAUAUAGAUAGUGGUAUAAAAAAAAAUGAAUUCCAAAAAAAAUACUUUAGAUCCUCGUUUGUUGACUUUUAUUCUCCUCAUCAAAUAUACUUAAACAUUCAAGAUUAAUGUUCUUGUAGUGAGUGUCUAAAACUUUAAUAUUGA
Paramecium octaurelia is the source of this 1989-nucleotide messenger RNA. The record is from the annotation of a GenBank genome assembly. NCBI's taxonomy places the organism in Eukaryota, Ciliophora, Oligohymenophorea, Peniculida, Parameciidae.